AUGAACGCAAUCCAAGGCACUCACCAAGACGGUGAGGGCAGUACUCCAGCUCAGCACGAUCACUAUGGCGCUNUUACAAAUGCUAAUUGUACCUGCAACUUUAGCCAGACUGAGAUCUACAAANAGGGAAUGUAUGAUAAUGUCGUCCCUAGUGUCACUACCAAUCCCAACAAGCUCGAACAACAAGCAAAAGAGAGCAUGACCAGCAGAGGUUACAACUAUGUUGGCGGAGGUGCUGGUGAAGGAGCCACCAUGGACGCAAAUCGCCUGGCCUUCAGGACUUGGAAGAUGGUCCCUCGUAUGCUUCGUGACACAACCCACCGAAGCCUUAAGACAACUGUUCUGGGCAAGGAGUAUCCAACACCUUGUCUUAUAGCUCCCAUUGGUGUCCAGCAAAUCUUUCACGAAGACAAGGAGGUUGGAGUCGCUGAAAUCGCUGCUGAGAUCGGUGUUCCUUACAUCCUUUCAAGUGCAUCAUCAUCCACGAUUGAGGAGGUUGCCGAAGCCAACGGCGAUGGCCACAGAUGGUUCCAGCUCUACUGGCCCCACGACAAAGCCAUCACCGAAAGUAUGCUCAAAAGAGCCAAGGACUCGGGUUAUGAAGUUUUGGUCGUUACUCUCGACACCUGGUCGCUCAGCUGGAGACCGCAGGAUCUUGAUUCGGCCUACGUACCCUUCGUAAGUAAGGCAAGGGUACAAAUAGCAUGUGAACCGACAUCAGAUGGCCCCAAUACCCAUCAGGUGGCCUUUCGACUGCUGUUUGUACCAUUCAGACGCAAGAAACAUGCUAACUGUACCUUCACCUUAAGANUGAAAGGCAUCGGAGACGCCAUUGGAUUCUCUGACCCUGUCUUCCGCAAACAGUUCAAGGAAAAGCACGGUCAGGAGGUCGAAGACAACAUCCACGAUGCCUCAAUAGAGUGGCAAGGCAAGGUAUUCCCCGGUGCCGCUCAUACUUGGGAUGAGGUGCAACACUUGAAGGACAACUGGGAUGGUCCCAUCGUCCUCAAGGGCAUUCAACACGUCGAGGAUGCCAGAAAAGCCGCUGAAGUCGGCGUUCAGGGCAUUGUCGUCAGCAACCACGGAGGCAGACAGUUAGACGUACGUGAAGUUCACCGAGUUUUGAGGAACAGCGCUAAUGAUAUUCUAGNNGGCGCCAUUGGCAGUCUAGAAAUGUUGCCUGAAAUUGUCGAGGCAGUCGGAGACAGGCUCGAUGUCUUGUUCGAUAGCGGUAUCAGAACCGGUGUUGAUAUCAUCAAGGCACUCUCGCUUGGUGCCAAGGGUGUUCUUGUUGGGCGCCCUUGGGUAUACGGCCUCGGCGCUGGUGGCAAAGGAGGUGCUAAGCAAGUCAUGCGUGGCAUUUUGGCAGACCUUGAUCAGAGCAUGGGACUCGCUGGUAUCUCCUCGAUUGCAGAGUGUGACAGAAGCAUGCUGCGUCGUACCUUCUAUCCCGGAGAUAGACACUCUAACAACUAA
Molecule: messenger RNA, 1476 nt
Organism: Aureobasidium musti
Lineage: Eukaryota; Fungi; Ascomycota; Dothideomycetes; Dothideales; Saccotheciaceae
Source: the annotation of a GenBank genome assembly